Molecule: messenger RNA, 6395 nt
Organism: Apis mellifera (honey bee)
Lineage: Eukaryota; Metazoa; Arthropoda; Insecta; Hymenoptera; Apidae
Gene: Cep290
Product: centrosomal protein of 290 kDa
Exons: 23
Coding region: 1-6270 (2089 amino acids)
Source: RefSeq, a predicted model, not a curated record
AUGGGUCGUACUGAUUGGGAUCAUUUAUUGUCAACGGAUCCAUCAUCGUUGACUGAUGAUGAUAUGGAGGAUUUUUAUCCUGCUAUAGUUAGCUGUGAUGUCGAUGACAUUAGUGAUAUACAUAACCUACGAACUCUGAUGAAACUAUCUCAAGAAAUACUGCAAUACAAAGAUCAUCAAGUAGAAUCGUUACUCUUAGAAUGUGGUGAAUUAAAACAAACAAUUUCUUCUUUAAAACCUGAACCUGCUAAACGUAAGAGGAAAGAAUGGGAUAUAUCUGAUACAAAACAUGAAACUGCUGAAUUAUCUAAACAUAUAGAUAUAUCUGAAAAUACUGAUUAUGAUGAUGUUUUGCAAGGAAAAAAUAAAAAGAUAAAAAUUCUUAUGACAGAAUUGGAGAAUACAGAAAGAGAUAAUGUGGUAUUAAAAGAACGUUUAACAACAUUAACUCAAGAAAUGGAAGAUGCAACAGAAAAAAUGAAUGAAAUGGCAGAAGAACUCAGUUCUGCUCAAAUUAAAUCUAUUGAAUAUAAAGAAAAAAUAUCUGAUUUAGAACGUGAAAAUAUUGCAUUAGUUAGACAAAUUGAGGAAAUUACAAUUCAACAAACAGAUAGAGAUAAAGCAAUAGAUGACUUUAGUACAGCAAUUGAUGUUAGAAUUAAUGAAUGGAAGAUAAUAUUAGAGGAAAAAGACAAAGAAAUUUUGCGAUUAAAAGAAAAUUUAUCCCAAUCAUUAGUACAAUCUGUCGUUUCUGCUAAAGAACAAAACAAAAGCGAAAUAAUUUAUUUAAAUGAACAAAUAGAUUAUCGCGAUAAAAUUAUAGUUGAAUUAAAAACCAAACUAACUGAAGCCACAGUUGAAAUUAAUGAGAGUGCAACUCUUAUAGAAAAAUUAAAAAUAGAUGCACAAAAAGUAAAAAAGAGCGACAAAAAGAAAGAAGAAAGGGAUUUGUUAAAAAAAUUACAAAAUGCGAACGAACAAAUUUCCAAAUUGCAAGUUAAAUUGAACGAAGCGGAAGAAGAUGCUGAAUCAAGAAGUAGUAAAUUAUGCGAAGUAUUAGCGACAUUAAAAAAAUAUGAGGACGAAAAUCAAAGUUUAACAGAUGCAUUGAAUGAAAUAAAAGAUCUGAAAAAUGAUUUAGAAAAUAAGAAUGCGUAUAUAAAAGAUUUAAUUAAUGUUGUGAAUAAAUUAGAAAUGUUGAAUUCUUAUCAAGAAAUGGAAAUUAUAACUCUUAGGGAAAAAUUAGGUAUUCCGGAAGAUGAAUCUGUAUCAAUUGAACAUGCUUUAGCGAAACGUAAAGAACAAGAAAAGAAAAUGGAAGAGUUAUUACAACAGAAUAAAUUGCUGAUCGAGGAAAACUUAGAAUUAAAGUCAGACAUAAGAGUAUUAAAAUAUAAAUUAUGUAGGACUUCGAAAGAAUUAGAUUUUUCAAACACUACUGUAAACGAGACUACUGAAUUUUUCCAUUCAACCAAACUGGCAGAAUCUACGCCUACGUGGCAUUCGAAAUUAAAUAUUUCUGAGCUGCAAGAAAAUAUGCAGAUGGUUAUAGAAGAGAACGAAGCCUUAAGAUCAGGAAUGCACGAAAUUCUGGAUAGUAUUCGGAACCAAGAUGGAAAAACUAACGUAGAAAUACAGUCUAGUAUCUUAGAGAGAUUGUUAGAAGCUUUAGAUGUGAGACAUUUAGCAGGAUGGUAUCAUCCUGCAAUGAGAAUGCAAGAGCAUCUGAAUGUUGUGCAAGGUAGCAAUACUGAAUUGAGGGACCAACUUAAACAAUUAAGAAAAGAAUUGCAAAAAAAAGACAAUAUAUUGCACAAAUUAGUUUUGAACAAGCAUGGUGAUUUUGAUAAGAUUUAUCGAAACACUGAAGAAGAAUCUGAUAGCGAAAAGAUAUCGAUAUAUCUGACUGAAAUGAAAAAUUUGCAAGAAGCGUACAAAAGUGAGGCAGAAGAAUGGGAACAGCAAAAGAACUUGUUAUUAGAGCAAAACGACGAGUUUAAAAACGAAAUUGAAAAAUUAAAACUUCAAUUUGAUGUUUAUGAACAGAGUGCAAAGAUAUUGGAAGAGGGUGAGGAUGAAAUUCGAAAAGCUUACGUGAUUAAAACCAAAGAAUAUGUAGAGGCUUCUGGCGAGGUUCUAAUAGCGAACAGAAAGGUUAUUGCUCUUCAACAAUUAUUAAACAAUGAAAUCACGAAAGCUUAUCAAGAUAAAAAGGAAUCGAUAAAAAAUGAGAGCUAUUUAAGCAAAUCAUUAGCAGAUUCCAAUAAGCAUAAUAAGAUUCUCGAACAAGAGAUUUCGAUAUUGCAAAGUAAUUUGUUCAAUACAGUCAGUUCUACCAUUUAUAAUGAAAUGAAGGAGAAACACGAAGAAUUAAAUAUUCGUUUCCGUAAUUUAACGGAGAAUAAUUUGAUGUUAGAGAAUGAUAAUGAGAUACAAUAUUUAAGAAAAGAAUUAGAAUUGUUAAAACAAGAAAAAAAUCAACUUAUAGAUCAUUUGCAGAAAGAAAUCGAUUGCAAAAAUGAUCAAGAUUUAAUGGAAAAGUUGAAGGAAGCUCAAGCGAAUGAACUUUUGGAAAAGCAAAGAGCGGAUCAUGUGACUAGUUUACAUGAAAUAUUGCAGACCCAAUUGUCAAAAUGCGAGGAAGAUCUCAAAGGCGUAAUUGCUGCGAAGUCUGAAUUACAAGAGGAAUUAAUUAUUCUGCACAAAAGAUUAUCUAAAGAUUUGCAUUUCGAGAAAUCCGAGCAAUUGGACGAUAAAAAAGUACCAGCAAUAAAAGAUAAUAAUUCAGAGCUUCAAGUAGAGAUUGAAAAUUUGAAAAAACAUCUGCAGAUUACUCAAGAGGAAGCCAAACAGCAAUAUUCGUUGAAUUCCUUAAAAAUAUUGGAAUUGGACAAUCUUAGACAUCACAUAUUAAAUUUACAAGCAAUUAGUGAAGAUAAAGCUACAAUUUCGAAAUUGGAUUUCGAAUUGGCUAGUAAAAAUAUAAUAGAAAUGGACUUAAAUGCACAGAAAGCGAAAUUGGAAAAUGAAGUAUCCUAUUUGCAAGAAGAACUUGAUAAAUCAAGAACAACUUGCGAAGGGUUGCGCACUUUUGUGCAAGAUUGCCGAAAACAAUGUGAUAAUCGUUGCAGAAAAUAUGUAGAUAUUAUAGAAUUUUUGCAAAAUCAGUAUGCAGGUUCCACUUCUAUUAGCGCUUUAGAUAGAAUAGUCUUGUUAUCAAUAAAAUUGAAAGAUGAACGUCAGACUAUUAAUUCUGAGAUGAAAAAAACGAAAGAAUGUUAUGAGAAUGUGAAGCAGCAGCAAGAAAUGCUAACCAAUCGUUUGAAAAUCGUUGAAAAUUUAAAAGAUAUACUAGAACAACAGAUUGGAAGUAAUAAUGUGCAAGAUAUAAUGCAGCAAUUUUCGGAAUAUUCACAAUAUACUUUAAACGAUUAUAAAUACAAACGAAAAAUAAUGCAACUGGAAUAUGAGCUACAAAUUGUUAACAACAAAUAUAUGGAAUAUGAAUCGAUUAUAAAUCAAAUGGAGCACGAUAUGGUACAAAUUCAAAAAAUAUGGAAUAAGGGACAGAAUCAACAAUCCAAAACAGACACACAUAAUAUUGCAACCAGUCCUACUUUACAAGAGAAUAAACAUGCAUCAGUUCAAGCAAUCGUAGAUUUAAGUCCAAAGGGAAUACAAACAGAUCCAUAUACUUGUUGCUUGAACAAGAAAGAAACGAACGAAGUUGAAGUUCAAACAAUUUGUUUCGAAGAAAAUAAUGAUUCAGAAAAUCUAAAAUUUGAAGAAAAAACGAAAGAAUCGACGAAAAAAAAUACGGAAAUGGAAGUAAAUGGGAAAGAAAAAUCGAUUUAUUCCAAAGAAAAUGUAGAAUGCAACGAGCAAGAGGCAAAAAAAGAGAAAGAAACGACGAAAGAGAAUAAUGAUCAAGAAAUUUCAUUACUUCGCGAACAAUUGGACGAAGCAUUGAAACUCGUUUCAGAACGAUCUUCUACGUUAAUUAAAUAUGAAUUACAGAUAACGGAAUGUCAGGCGAAAAUAGAUUCGUUAAAUAAGAUUGUAAAAAGCAAAGAUUUAGAAUUAACGCAGAAGAAAAAAUUAUUGGACGAGUACAAGCUUUCGUCUGAAUUGGAAGUCACUGACACACAAUGCAACGAAUAUCUGGCCUUAAAGUCGACGAUAAAUAGCUUGCAGAAAUUGCUCAGUCAAAAGGAAGAAACUAUAGCUAGAUAUCAAAAUUUAUUGAAAGAAGACAGGGACGAACACAGCAAAGCUGCGGCUCGUUUGCAGGAAGAAAUUAAAAAUUUGCACAUACGUAUUUUGUCGAUGGAAUGCGAAACUCAAAGAAGUUUGGAGAAACACGAUAAUGGUAAAAAUAACACGAAAGAGGAGCCUGAAAAAUUGAUUGAUAAAAGCUUAGAAAUUACGUCGAAAACUGAAGAUAUAAGAAAUAUCGCGAUGAGAGUGGAAGAGAUUGCUAGAUUACAAGAAAAAGUCUCGACUUUGGAAGCAGAUCUGAAUAUCACUAAAGAACUGAGCGAUCGUUGGCAUCGGUUGGCGGAGGAAAGGCUCAAACACAUGGAUCGUAUGAGGGAAAGGUUGGAGGAACAACAUAAAAGUGAAUUAGACAUUUAUCUUGGGGAAUUGGCGAAAUGGCAAUCAGAGGCAGACAUGUUGCGCAAACAAUUGUCUGAAAAUCGUAUGAUGGUUACAAAAGGAAACAUUACUUUGUUGAAGGAGAUGCAGGAGAAGGAUGAUAAAAUUCAUCAGCUUAGUUAUGCGUGUCAAGAAUUACAAAAUGAAGUUCAGUUAAUGGAAUCUGCGACUCAAGCACGGCAAGCAAUAACUCACGGAGAGUCAGCAUUGAAGAUACAUGAAAUUACGCCAACUUUGAGUGCUCACGAUGAUAUGCAGCAACAAGACACCGUGUGCCGUACAGAUACUGUGAAAAAACAACUGCAAUCACUGAUAGAAAAGGAGAAAAUGUAUAAAAAUGAGAUAUCUGACUUGAAACAACAACUUAGCCGCAGAUAUAUGGCCGUAAGAAUUCAAGAGAAAAAAACUUCUCAGCGUGAAAAUCAACUUGAACGCAAAGUGAAAUCUCUAGAGGAAGAGCUUUAUAAAGCUCGAGCACAAUUGGAUAAAGAGUAUCUAGCUCAGGGAGCAAAGAGAGCCAAAACAGCGGAAGAACUUUUGUUAUGGGAAAAACAGAAGAAGUGGCAACAAACUGCCGAAAAAUUGAAAGAGAAAUUGAAAGAGAAAACGGAUGAGUACGCAAAAUUAUUAUCCAAUUAUGAGAAACUUCGAUCAGUGGUUGCUUGCAUGGAGAGAGAAAAAUGGUAUUUAAAAAGCAAAUUAAAAACGGAAAACAAUAUCGUAGGUGAAAAUACAUCAGCUCGAUCCACGAUUGUUCAUCAAAAUAUAAUGCAGGAGCUUCAAAAAGAGUGUCAAACUUUGCGCGAUCAUAUUAGAGAAUUAUCCAAUCGAUUGGAGAAUGAGAAUAGCGAGAAACUUUUGCUCCAAAUCGAAGAGCAAAAGAGACACAUUGCUGCUUUAGAAACAGUUUCUCAGGGUAACGGUAACGUUAUCAAUCAAUUGGAGAAACUGGAAAUGACUAAAGAUAUUCUAGAGAAAAUGAAUUUAAAGCUGGAAGCUGAGAACUUCGAGCUUCGUAUUGAAUUGGAAAAGGCAAAUGCGGAUACGCCUAGAUUGAGGGAAAAAGUUGAACAUUUGGAAAAGUACAUAGAGUUGUUGAAAGUAGAAAAAUCAUCUGAUUCGACUCCAAGAUCGUCGGACAAAGAUUUGCGAGAUCAUGGUACGAAAAAAUCUGUUUUGGAGAUGGAAAAAACGAUUUUUACUUUGAAAAGAAUCAUCGAGAAGUUGCAGGUAGAAAAUAGACGUCUCAAACUCGGAUCAAAAAAAAAUCAUGCAUAUCAGGGUAAAUUAUUAAAUAAUCAAAGCGAAGAUAUAUUACGGAAGAAUUACGAAGAAGCACAGAAACGAAUCGUUGCAUUGGAGACUGAUUUGCAAUUAGCUGAGCAAAGAGUGGCCGCGUUAGAAAAGGUACAGAAGGAGGAGGAUAACGGAGAGAUAAAAAUUUUGAGGGAACAAUUGUGCCACAAAUCUGAACUUUUAGACAAAGUGAAAUAUUUAUUAUCAAGAGUUGCCGUGAAUGAGAAAACUCUUCGACAACGAGUACAGCAACUAGAAUCAAAGCAAAUAUUGUCUACGAUACCAGAGUGUCAUGUAAUAUCUCCUACUCCAGAAUAGAAAAAUCGGUGAGUAGAAAGUUUAUGAUACGUUCUAUCUAUUCAAGAUUUAUAUAUAGAUACCAAUAAAAUAUAUAAUAUGUAAUAUUUACUAUCCUCUUUUCUUCUUUUUUCAAUGAUAUUAAU